Messenger RNA from Tetrapisispora phaffii CBS 4417, 2202 nucleotides. It is a transcript of the gene SEC2, whose product is annotated as guanine nucleotide exchange factor SEC2. Gene Ontology annotation, cellular component: cell tip; Golgi to plasma membrane transport vesicle. The coding region runs from base 1 to 2202 and encodes 733 amino acids. The transcript has a single exon. Gene Ontology annotation, molecular function: guanyl-nucleotide exchange factor activity. The record is from RefSeq and is a predicted model, not a curated record. NCBI's taxonomy places the organism in Eukaryota, Fungi, Ascomycota, Saccharomycetes, Saccharomycetales, Saccharomycetaceae. Gene Ontology annotation, biological process: exocytosis.
AUGAGCGGCAAUUCUGAUGAAGACAAGAGAGUUUCUGUUCAACUAACUAGUUUAUCCACACAGUUACUUGAAAGUAUUGAGAAGCAAUCUUCACUGGAGGAUAAACUGAGGCAAUCGAGAAAGAUCAUUGAAGAACAGAAAACUACUAUAACUCAAUACAAUGAACUAAGGAUUAAGUAUGAUCAGCUAGAUAAGAACUUUUCAAAAAAGAAAGUUGAUUUGCAAAGGCUAGAACAACAAUUACAAGCAGAAAAGCUUGGUAAAGCUGAAGCAGAACGGAAAGUUGACGAACUUAACAAAGAAGUAGAAGAACUGACAGCUUCAUUGUUCGAUGAAGCUAAUAAUAUGGUGGCUGACGCCAGAAAGGAAACAGAUUCCAUUGAAACAAAGAAUAAAAAACUAACUGAACAACUAUUAGAAAAGGACACGAUAUUGGAGACUUUAAAUUUACAAUUGAAGAACUUGAAGACAGUUUUACAAGAUUUGCAAACGGAGAGUAGCAUGUCUAUUAUAAAUAAUGGAAAUAUAUCUUUAAAAGGGGAUGUGCCGCUAUCUAACGAGAAUGGAGGAUCAUCAUCUCAUUCAUUGAAAAAGAUGUCUACAACUACAUCGUUUCAAUCUCAACAAGAAGUCGUGAAUUAUGCUAUCUUCACUCCAAAAAUUACAAAUAUACGUUAUGAUACUUUCCUAUAUAACGAAUUUUUGAAGUUUGUUGCUGUUUUGCCUCACUGUAAUAGUAUUAAAAACACAUCUGCAGAAUCUAAACUAUUAAGAAGACUUAUUAGCGACGAAAUACAUCCGGUACUAAGGCUUGAUACGUCUAAUGGCUUGGGUUGGCUAACAAAGAGGACAUUAAUGAAUCAAAUAGUAGAAGGUCUUGUUGUAAUCGAGCCGUUAAGUGGAAUAAAUGAAACGUAUAGACAGAGUGCACUUUAUGAAGUAAGCAUUUCAAAAAGCUCUAUUAAAUCUGACCAAAUUACAAAAGCAAAAAUGUUUAAUUUUCCUGCUGAUUCUCCUCCAAUUGCAGUACGUGAUCCAUGUGCCUUCUGUGAUGAAUCAAGAUCAGAUUGUAUUGGGCAUGCGAGAAUGUAUAUGUUGAAAACCCAGACUAGAAAUGAUGAUGAUACAUUAUCCAUCACAAAUCAGUACCCACUAUGUCAGGCAUGUUUGAUCAAAGUUAGACAAACUUGUGACAUUUUUGCAUUUUUAAGGUCCUUGAAAUCUGGUGUGUGGCAACUUGAAAAAGUUACAUUAUCAACGAUUUCCAAAGGUGAUACAUCCUCUUUUUUGAAGGUUGCUGAAAACCAAUUUAAGCAAAAUGAAAAGGCCACUGCUCAAGAGAAAAAACAAAAAAGAAAAAGUAUUAUCUCGUCUUUAGGGAAAAGUCAUUCGUCUUAUGUAAACGCAAAACUUGAUUGUACUGUUGAGCCAGUUGGAUUACCUUCUACUAACAUCCAAAGGGCAUGGUUACAACUUUGUAAACUUCGUUCGAUCUUGCAUUGGUCUCAUAUAGGUAUCUCGAACACUGAGGAUUGUGUUACCUCUACGUUUGCCCCAGUAGCGACAAACAACAAAGUUGUAGCUGAUAAAUUAGAGCCAUCCUUAUCGGGAACAUCAGGCACCAAUGGCUCUUUCAUUCCUCAAAGGGACAAUAAUGCAUCCGAAGAAUCAUUCUUAUCUAUUCCAGAGGACAUUGAUAAUGAUGAUGAUAUAUUUGAUUUUGAGAAUGAGGGGAAUACAACCGGAAAUAUAGAAAAUGGAAAUACUACUCUAGAAGAUCGUAAAGAGGAAAAUGAGACUGCCAACUUGACCGACGAACUAGAUACAGCUAAUGUAAGGGAUAUAGUUGAUUCAACAGAUGGAGUAGAAGCAGUGGAUGACAUAGAAGCAACUGAUGAAAUAGGAGCAACUGAUGAAACGGAAGCAACUGUUGAAGAUGAUAUAUUGAGUGUCGGUGAUUUAGUCAAAAUAAUAGAUGAAAACACAAUCACUCAUGUCAAUAAAGAGAAGCUACAUAUUGUUGAAGAAAAUCUAAACUUGGAGGUUAUAGAUUCGUCUCCCGCUAAAAAUACUAAUAAAAAAUCAAAUAAACACAAAGAUUUUAGGAAAAGUAUUCUUAAUGAUUUAGAUGCGUUAGAAGAACAAUUUGAAAGCGGUUUAAAGUUAAAUAAUUCGAAUGAAAAUGUAAAUACGACAAAAUGA